AUUUGGGGUGGCUGCAGCAAUGCGGCGAGUGUAUCGCAGAGCUAGAGGAAUAUAGCCGUGUCCGAGGCUAUCCAUCGGUAACAGACAAUCGCUGGUGGCUCGAAUCGCGCAACUUGAGAGUGUUAAGUGCUGAGUUGAAAGGCGAUUCGUACAUUUCGGCGGUGGCGGUGUUGGAACUUCUUCGAGAGCGCAACUGUCGUGGCGCGAGAUCGACACCGCGUUUGACAGUCGCGUGCUUACCGGAGCGGUAAUUAACGCGGAGUACAUUGACCCGCGCAAAUUUCUCGAUGACGCUCGCGAUAUCGUGAUGGAGCAUGUGCAAGACACUAUCGAGCGCUAAAAUUGUGUAAAGGUGAAUACUAUGUUCAACGGAGAGUUUGUGGCGGGUGAUAAACGUGCAAAUAAAUGCAUAAAUACAAAAAACUAUGAACUGUUUAUUACAACGGACCUACAACAGUGGUACAAGUCGCGCGUAAUCGGUCCGACUCUAGCUGAACUCGAAGAGUUUCAGGAGCGUGAUAGCGGGUGGGCGCUGCCGCGUAUACACGACGUAACCAUUAACGUGAACAAGUGCAAUCCUAUGCGCGCAGGAUGUCCUAUAGACAUGCCAGAAGUGGUAAAACGAAAGAAAGCGGUGAUCAACGUACUAUCAAAGGACAAUGCGUGUUUCGCUUGGUCGGUGGUCGCUGCUCUCUAUCUAGCUGAAAGAAACGCGGAGCGCAAAUCGUCGUAUCCAUAUUACAGCGACGUGCUAAACUUGCGAGACAUUAGCUUUCCAAUGACACUCAACCAAGUGAAAAAAUUUGAACAAUUGAAAAGUAUUUCUAUCAACGUAUACAGCGUCGAGAAGAAGAAGGAAUGCACAGUCGUACCGCUACGAGUUGCCGAUGAGAAGGAGGAGAAGCACGUGAACCUUUUAUACCUACAAGAUCAGAGGGGUGCUGAAGUGGGUCACUUCGUCUGGAUACAGAAUUUAUCCCGCCUCGUCAGUUCUCAGCUCAGUAAACACAAGGAGAAGAAAUACAUUUGCGAUCGGUGAGUAUCGACAAGAUUUGUGAAACUUACUUUAUUUGAAAAAAUAUAUGUUAAAAAUUUUUGUCUUUCCAGAUGUUUGCACUACUUUAGCUCCAACGUCAAGUUGCAAGCCCACAGCGUGGACUGUCAACAGAUAAAUGACUGCGCGAUCGUAUUGCCCAGCGAGGAGGACAAGUGGCUCAGUUUUAACAAUCACAGUAGGAAGGAACGUGUGCCGUUUGUCGUCUACGCCGACUUGGAGUGUAUCCUGAAAAAGAUAGAUACGGAUCCGAAAGCAUAUCAGCACCAUGAAGUAUUUAGCAUCGCUUAUUACCUGCACUGCUCAUAUGACGACUCGCUAUCAACACAUCAGUUUCGUCGUGACAAGGAUUGCAUCGCAUGGUUCGCUGACCAACUAGAAGAAUUAGCAUAUCGUGUAAAGAAUAUCACGUAAAAAUCUUACCUUUUUAAAAAAGGUAAAAAAAAGCACCAAGUCUAAGCUCCAAUUCAACC
This is a messenger RNA of Vollenhovia emeryi, 1527 nucleotides long. RefSeq lists its product as uncharacterized. The record is from RefSeq and is a predicted model, not a curated record. The transcript has a single exon. The coding region runs from base 362 to 1039 and encodes 225 amino acids. Lineage: Eukaryota; Metazoa; Arthropoda; Insecta; Hymenoptera; Formicidae.